Cladocopium goreaui is the source of this 339-nucleotide messenger RNA. The record is from the annotation of a GenBank genome assembly. NCBI's taxonomy places the organism in Eukaryota, Dinophyceae, Suessiales, Symbiodiniaceae.
AUGGUUUCAAGAGAGCUGGCCCGUUUGCGCGCGUCUUGCGUGUGGAACCCACCUUCCAAAUGCCACUCGCAGCACCAGCUGGGUUUGCACAGGGCAGGGCGAGCCCUCGACCGAAAGAAGGAAUCGUUGGAUGCCAAGCCUUUCCUGGAUGAAGCCAGGGAUUAUUUGGAAAGCCCUCACCUUCUCCAUGUCUUCAGGUCAGUCUCGAAUGUGACGGCUGAGAGACUGCCGCAGGAACUGGCAAAGACUGGAGGGAAGGCUUCUGCCCUGAAGGAGGGUACUGUGCCCUUGGCAACGCUCUUCGGGGGGUGCAUCACCCUAGGGAAGAACUUGUUUCAG